CCAAACCUCUAAAAAAUAAUUGAAAUCAUUUCUAUACAAUUAAUCAAUCCAAACUUUUGUCGACGCUGGAAAAAAAACACGAGUGUCACCGGCUGCAAAUUCAUGAAACUUUUUCCCCCCUUUUUUUCCUUCUAAACAAAUGGGGAGAAGAAAAAAAUCCGUAGCUUCAUACUUUUGCGGCGUUUUUUUCCGCAAGAGACCGCCCGCAGUGGAGGACGACGAUGGCGGCGAGGAAUGCCCCGAUCCCUCCACCGCGAGCUCCGACGGCGUCCGCGGCGACGGCACCAUGACGCCGGAGGAUGCGGCCGCCGCGAAGCCAUGCAGCCCCGAGCAGGCGCCGUCGCUGCCCAUGCCGCCAGGAAACCGCCACAUGCGGACGGCCUCCUGCGGCCAUAACCUCCAGCACCGCCGCACCGGCUCUAGCGUCUCGAGGCUCGUGUCGAGCAUGAGCCUCCGCAGCAUGGGCGGCGGUGGUGGGGCCGCGGAGAAGCCUUCUGCCCGGAUUAGGGAGAGGGCGAGGAUUUUCAAACACGAGGAUUCGGUGUGGAAGAAGACGAUAAUAUUAGGAGAGAGAUGUAGGGUUCCCGAGGACGAGGACGAGGACGAUGUUAAAUUAUUCGACGAGAAGGGGAAUAAGAUUAUUACGUACCAUCCCAAGUCGCAUAGCGGAUUGUUACAAUAUUCUAGGCAGAGUACAUCUUUAGAUGCGGACCAUGAUUUUCGGACAAACUUGAAGUUGUAGGUACAUUGUGUUGUAAAUACUUUUUCAUGUCAUCAUAAUUUUUUGUAUUUGGAAUUUUGGUUGGUGCUUUGGAUCAU
This is a messenger RNA of Salvia hispanica, 819 nucleotides long. RefSeq lists its product as uncharacterized. The record is from RefSeq and is a predicted model, not a curated record. Lineage: Eukaryota; Viridiplantae; Streptophyta; Magnoliopsida; Lamiales; Lamiaceae.